UAUGUAUGGUGGGAGAAGAGAAGAAAAGGAAACAGAUCAGUUAAUUAUUUUGGUAGUUGGGUAAAAAGGGAGAAGAAAAAUGGCAGAAAAAGUUGUUCAUGUUCAUGCCUUUGAGGAUGUAGCUAAGCACAACAACAAGGACGACUGCUGGCUUAUCAUCAAUGCCAAGGUGUAUGAUGUGACACCAUUUCUGGAGGAGCAUCCUGGGGGUGAUGAAAUCUUGUAUAUGUCCACAGGGAAGGAUGCAACAAGUGAUUUUGAAGAUGUUGGGCACAGCAAAGAAGCAGAAGAGAAGAUGAAGGAAUUCUUGAUUGGUGAUUUUGAUGUAUCCACAUUGACAUAUCCAUCCAAUACUAAUACUCCUCCAACAAUUGCUUCUUCCACACCACCAAACCACGAAUCUUCCUCCUCCAAGAUUUUGCUAUUUAUACUUCCCCUCUUGAUUCUCGGAGUUGCUUUUCUUCUUCGUUUCUACUCCAAAAAUUAGUAUUCAUAUGCGUUUCUACGUCAUGUUUAAUUUGUCCCAACUUGUUGUUUCUCUACUAUUUGUACUAGUUGCGGGUAUAACAUAUAAUCUUCAAAUAAUAUGGCAUAUUCAUCGAUCAACACAAUAAUUAUUCAUUAGUUUGUCAUCAACCAA
Molecule: messenger RNA, 640 nt
Organism: Erythranthe guttata (spotted monkey flower)
Lineage: Eukaryota; Viridiplantae; Streptophyta; Magnoliopsida; Lamiales; Phrymaceae
Product: cytochrome b5
Cellular component (GO): intracellular membrane-bounded organelle; membrane
Molecular function (GO): heme binding
Source: RefSeq, a predicted model, not a curated record